This is a messenger RNA of Cataglyphis hispanica, 6666 nucleotides long. RefSeq lists its product as uncharacterized. Lineage: Eukaryota; Metazoa; Arthropoda; Insecta; Hymenoptera; Formicidae. The coding region runs from base 2766 to 6431 and encodes 1221 amino acids. Gene Ontology annotation, molecular function: nucleic acid binding. The transcript has 2 exons. The record is from RefSeq and is a predicted model, not a curated record.
ACUCGUCAAAUGAAUCGCGCGAUCAGCAACGACCAUAAAUUAUUGUAGUCAACGACAGAAAUAACAUCGUUGCAAUCACGCGAUAACAUAUCUAUACCGGACAUUACGAUAUACUGUAAUUCAUUUUAAUAUUAACGUAAUAAAUUCCUUUUAUUUUGAUAAAAUUGAGCGUAUAGAGCAUGGAUCAUAAUUAUUGAUAGUGCAAAAUAGAUGCCAAAACACUGUUAUUAAAUUAUCGAAGCCGAUUAACUAAUAAAGAAAUAUUUUUAUUUAUAUUAAUACAUUUGUAAUAUAAUCGAAGGUCAUUUUAAGAUACCAUCCCCAAUAACUUUUUGAUUUUUGAUUGUACAACAAAAUGUUUCAAAUAAAAGUUGUUUGACUUAAAGGGGAAUAGAAGAUGGUACCAUUGGUUUGACUUUGGAUAGUCAUUUGAAGGUCACCUAAGGGUUACCUUUAACUUCUGAAAUGAAAUCUACUAUUUUUCAUUGCAUAUUCUUGUAGCCUCUAUUUUGAAAGCUUUCCAAAACACUAUAAGAAAGUAUUUUUCAUCACGUGAUCUUCAAAUGAUUAGCCAAGAUAGUAAGGUCCCGAGAAAGUGGAAUCGGGAAACGAAAAAUUUUCUUAGAAAAUUUUUUAUGGAAUUACCGCAGGAAUUGACAGUCGGAAGCCUGCAGCAUCUCGACAAUCUCACCGACCCUAGCGCAAUUCACCGGAAGGAACUAGGGAAGAGGACUCCCAAGGCUUAAGAAAAUAGCGCGCCCGCAUAAGACGCCCUAAAUUAGUACGCUAUUGAAAAACGUCUCAAAUCGCGUCACGGGAUGAAUGCUAAUUGGUCGCACGCUGUAUGCGGCGUGCGCGGCCAUGGAUCACGCACAGUGGUAUCAAUACGCGAUCGAUUGCGAUUUUGGCGCGAUCUUGCAUUCCGUCCGUUUCUUAAGUCCACGUGCCGUGCGCCAUGUUCGAUAAUCAAGAAAUUAGCGAGAGCUAAGACCUGCUAUUUUUAAAAGCCGCCUAUUGAAGACCUUGUAGAUUGUCUACCGGUGAGGUUGCCGUUUCUUUUUUUUGUGAUUAUAAGUUACCGCGCAGUUAUGAAAUCGAUCGACUCGGCAUUAGCAAAUAUUACGUUUUGUUGAGUCUUUCUUGAGAUUAUAUUUUGUGAGUUUUGGCUACAUUUUGGAAGAGUCCUUAGCAGAUUCAAUUUUGGUAUAAAUCCGAGCGAUCAAAAUCGUGGAAAAAUUAAGAAUCUGUGAUUUGUAAGGCAUAGCUGAGGAAACCGAGUCGCGAAUGUGUGCCUCCGGAUCGGUCGUAAUUAACUAUAUAGUAUUGUCUGUAUUAUUUGUUGCGUGAAUAAAUGAGUUUGUGCUUGCGUUAUUAAUUCGUACUUUAUUAAAUAUUUAUUAAAUAUUUUGUAAUAUAUUGCUUAUUUGUAGUGUACGUUUCUUUUGCGCGAGCUCAGCGAGAAUUGUGAUAGACGUUGAAUUUUCUUUGUUAUACACACGUAUUGACUAAGAAGUAUACAUGAUUUUUUAAACGUAAAUAGUAAAAUAUCGAGAAUUAAAUCACGUCAUCGUUAUUAUCUUUCGCACUCUUGUUGUAAUAUUUCCAUAUUAUAAUCAAUUGAUUAUUUUUUGUAUUAUUUUUUAAGUAGUUUUAUACGGAUUAUAUUGUACCUUGUGCUUAGUGAUUUUAAUAUAUUAUUUGCUUGUGUUUUUUUGUAAUUUUUUUUGUCACUCAUUUUCUAUUAAGCAAGAUGUUAAAUUAAACUAAUUUACUUCUUUAUUUCUUUACUUUUUUUACUUCUAAUUUACUUCUUUUGCUAUCAUAUUUUGCACAUUUAAUAGCCACAUUGUAAAACUCUGUCAUUUUUUUUAUUUUCUUAAAUUCUCUAUUAUAAUAAAUUUAUUAUUUCACAUUGUUAAUAAUGCAGCACAUUAUUUCGCACUUCGUAUUUUCUUCGUCCUUAUACUACAAGCGUCGCAUAACUAUUUCACACGUCCACCUUGCCUCUCUCCGUUAGGCCGAGCUUACCGAGCUCGUCGUCGCCUAAUUAAUGAUUAUCGCGUUUCGUGUUAAGAGAGAUUAUUGUGAAAUUAUUAUAUAUGUGCACAUUGGAAUUGACUCGUAUGUAUCUGGCGCCCAACUCCUUCUUACAUUGUAUUAACUGACGGCGGCGGUAUCUGUUUCUUGACGCUGUAUAGAGUCCCCUAUUUCUUUUUUUUUUACGCGGCGUGUCCAUUAUCAAAGAUUUGUUCAUUUUUUCAGGUUAUGAUCAUUUGUUAGUAGGAAUAAUAUAAGAGUUCUAACCCAGGUCCUCUGAGAGGGGUGCGGGUCGAGGGGUAGCCGCGCGUGGAACUUGUUGGAGCGGGGGGUAUGACGUCGCGCGGGCAGGGGACGCUUAUCGCGGUCAUGGGUCGCUUAUCGCGGGCAGGAGACGCUUAUCGCGGGCAGAAGACGCUUAUCGCGGGCAGAAGACGCUUAGACGUCGCAUCUUUAUGAACUCUCAAACGUUAGAAACUUAAAACCGCGUGGACGCGAAGAUAAACAGACGGAUCGGAUAUUCGAACUCUAAGGUCAACACAGCACUUAGGAAUUUCUAAACAAAAGAUAAGGAGAAGAACGACGCUUUCACAGAUGAUCUGUAGCCGAAUGGAACAUAUAACGAAGAACGAAGGACGUCAAGCCGCAGUAUACGAUUUGAGACAGUAUACAUCGGUCGAAAAAAGUAUAGUGGAUACUGUGUUGUGUGCCAAGUGUUCAAUAUAGACAUGGAACAUCUUGAGCAAACUGAACGCGAUCUAUUGUCGCACCAAGUCGCUACCUUAGGCGAAUAUUUUGCGUGGGCACAGCGGUGCGAAGAAUUUAUCAAACAGCUCGAAGAAAGUAGUCGUGCCAAGCGUCCGCGACUCUCGAUCGGAGUUCAACAAUCUUUAGUGGCCAGAAUCGCGCGACUCGAAGGUGUAAAGACUCGAUUAAAGAGACAGUUUAUACCUAGUGGUGAUUAUAGUAGUAACAAUAACGCGGAAAGAUUCGUUUGGCGAGAGAUCGAUACCGCGUUCAAAAACCGCGUAUUGACCGGUGCAGUGAUUAACACAAAUUAUAUCGAACCGCGUCAAUUUCUUGAGGACGUCAAAGACAUUGUGCUCGAACAUGUGCAAAACGCGAUAAAAAAAUAUUUUAAUGUGAAAGUGAAUACUGUGUUCAACGGCGAGUUUGUGACAGGUGACAAGCGCGCAAAUAAAAGCAUAAAUACGAAAAACUAUGAAUUAUUUCGCACAUCAGAUUUAUGCAAAUGGUACGAGCGGCGCGUUAUCGAGCCCACUUUAGUAUCGCUCGAAGAAUUUCAAGAACGCGACAGUGGGUGGGCUUUGUCUCGAAUACUUGAUUUAACUAUAAACAUAAACAAGUAUAAUCCAAUGCGCGCGGGAUGUCACGUAAAAUUACCGCAAGAAAUAAUAAAGAAGAAAGCAGUGAUAAACGUACAGUCUAAUGACAAUGCGUGUUUCGCGUGGUCAGUGGUCGCUGCUCUACAUCCAGCUAAAUUGAAAGUGGAUCGAGAAUCAUCGUAUCCACAUUAUACGACAGUACAGAAUUUCCAGGACAUUGAGUUUCCAGUGACUGUUAAUCAAAUUAAAAAAUUCGAACGUGCCAAUGAUAUCUCCAUAAAUGUAUAUUGCCUCGAGGAAAAGAACAUUGUCCCGAUUCGACUGAGCGAGCUAAAGAGAGAUAAACAUGUCAACUUACUUUACGUGCAAGAUCCACGGGACGACAAUGUCGGACAUUUUGCGUGGAUCAAGAAUUUAUCCCGGCUCGUGAGCUCGCAAUUGAGCAAACAUAAUGGUCAAAAAUACAUUUGCGAUCGAUGUUUACACUAUUUUGAAUCCGACAACAAGUUGCAGUUGCAUACGGUGGACUGUAGAGAAAUGAACAAGUGCACCAUCCGGUUACCGAGCGAGAAGGAAAAAUGGCUCAGCUUCAACAAUUAUAACAGAAAGGAGCGACUUCCAUUUGUCGUUUACGCUGAUUUGGAGUGCAUGCUAAAGAAGACCAACAGUGAUAACAUACAGACGAAGACGUCUAUGUACACAUUUCAACAUCACGAGGUAUUUAGCGUUGGAUACUACAUGCAGUGUUCGUAUGACGAAACAUUAUCCGCGUAUCACUCUUAUCGCGGCGCCAAUUGUAUCGCAUGGUUCGUCGACAAACUUGAAAAAUUAGCGCACCGUGUAAGAAAUAUAAUAUCCACGAAUGUUCCAAUGGGAACUCUCUCGCACAAACAGUGGGAGACAUUUCACAGCGCGACGUAUUGCCACAUUUGCGAGAAAACAUUCGCGCCGGAUGAUACACGAGUACGCGAUCAUUGCCAUCUGAUCGGGCGAUACCGAGGUCCCGCGCAUUCAAAUUGCAAUUUAAAUUAUAAGUACUCUUUUUACAUUCCAAUAGUUUUUCAUAAUUUAUCCGGAUACGAUUCACAUUUUAUUAUCAAGGAAAUAGCUACAGCGUUCGAAGGGAGAAUCGACGUAUUACCGAUAACGAAAGAAAAAUAUAUAUCUUUUACAAAAAAUGUUACACUUGCAGAAGAAAAAAAUCAUAUCAAAUUGCGUUUUAUAGAUUCAUAUAAAUUUCUUUCAGACAGCCUUGACAAAUUGGCGUCUUUUUUAAAUAAAGACGAACUCAAAAUUUUAAAAUCGAAAUUUAAAAAUUUAUCAACAGAAGAGUUCAAUUUAUUGACACGGAAGGGCGUCUUUCCAUAUGAAUAUAUUGACUGCGUGGACAAGCUGCAGGAUACGUGUUUACCACCGCAUGAUUCAUUUUACAGUUCUUUGACCGGUGACACUGUAUCCGAGAGCGAUUACGCGCACGCCGAGACUGUUUGGAAGCGAUUCUCUAUUCGAACGCUAGGCGAAUACAGCGAUUUAUAUUUAAAAACAGAUGUCUUAUUAUUAGCAGAUAUUUUUGAAAAUUUUCGCGAUAGUUGCAUUAAAAAUUAUGGCCUAGACCCCGCUUAUUACUUUACUCUCCCCGGUUACACGUGGGAUGCCAUGUUGAAAUAUACAAAUAUUACGUUCGAAUUACUUACUGAUAUCGAUAUGGUUAUGUUUAUCGAACGGGGGAUACGCGGCGGUUUGAGUCAAUGUUCCGGCAGAUACGCGCAUGCUAAUAACAAGUAUAUGCAGUCGUACGAUCCAUCGAAAUCUUCAUCGUAUUUGAUGUACUUUGAUGUAAACAACUUAUACGGAUGGGCAAUGUGUCAACCAUUGCCUUAUGCCGAUUUUCGAUGGGUCGAUGACAUCUCUGAUUUUAACAUUAGCGCGAUCGCUUCCGAUUCGCCAACAGGUUAUAUUCUCGAGGUCGAUCUGGAGUAUCCGCAACAUCUUCACAAUGCGCACGCUGACCUACCGUUUUGCCCGAUACGCGAUAAACCUCCCGGUAAGCGGGAGGACAAGCUCCUCGCGACAUUAUAUGAUAAGAAGCGUUAUGUCAUACACUAUCGCAACCUGCAGCAGUGUACGCGUCAUGGUCUUCGCGUCACAAAAAUACAUCGCGUAUUGCAAUUUGCUCAAUCCGCAUGGCUCCGCGAUUACAUCGAACGCAAUACAAAAUUUCGAACACUCGCGACAAAUGAUUUCGAAAAAAAUUUGUACAAAUUAAUGAAUAACGCGGUAUUCGGUAAAACUAUGGAAAACGUGCGCAAUCACGUUGAUGUAAAAUUAUUAACAAAGUGGGACGGACGAUACGGUGCAGAGGCAAUGAUCGCAAAACCGAAUUUUCACAGCAGGAGUGUCUUUUCUGAGAAUCUGAUCGCCGUUGAACUGCGUAAACUUGAGGUAAAAUUCAAUAAACCGAUCUACGUCGGUAUGUGCAUACUUGAUAUAUCGAAAGUGUGUUUGUAUGAAUUUCAUCAUGAAUACAUGUUACCGUUAUAUCGCGAAAAUUGUAAAAUCAUGUACACCGAUACAGAUAGUUUAAUUUAUUACAUUAAAUGCGACGAUAUAUAUGAGAAUAUGAAACGCGAUAUCGAUAGAUUCGAUACGAGCGAUUAUCCGGCUAACAACGUGUAUGGUAUACCGCUCAAGAACAAGAAAGUACCGGGUUUAAUGAAAGAUGAAAAUAAUGGCGCGAUCAUGACCGAAUUCGUUGGACUUAGGGCAAAAAUGUACGCGUUGCGAGUAGAUGGUAAAAAGGAUAUGAAAAAGAUUAAAGGCGUCAAGAAUAACGUCGUUGCGCGUACUAUAACUUUUGACGAUUACAUGCAAUGCUUGAACGAAGAGAUUGAAUUGACACGUGAACAAUCGUCUAUUAGGUCAAAAUUGCAUGAAGUAUAUACCAUCCGCGAGACAAAAAUUGCUCUAAGUCCAUACGAUGACAAGCGGUAUAUCGUAGCCGAAACGACUGAUACGUUACCAUGGGGACAUUACCGAAUACCCUUAUAAUAUAAUGUAAUAUAGCGUAAUGUAACGUAUUAUAAUACAUGUAUGUAUGUGUGUAUGUAUGUGUGUAUGUAUCAACUUAUUGAUAGGAAAACAAGAAAUAUGUAUCUAUUUUUUCUCUUUUAUAUUUUAUAUGCCAUCUUACAUAUAUUAUAAUAUAUUUUUAUAUAUUUUAGCUAUUUUAUAUGUAUUUCAUAUUUUGCAUAUGUAAAAAUAAAUACAGUUAGUAUUAAUUAAA